AUUUGGUACAUUCAUUCACAGCGGAGUUCAUGUUUUAAGACCUUUUUCUUUUCAGCACGUUUGUAAAUUGCAGGAUGUCUGUCGACAAUGUUUAUGGCCGCGUAGAGCAGUAGAGGAACGCAUGAUAAACAUUCAUAAUAAUUUCGCUUCUGACAUUUUUUCACCCAACACUCGCAAUUCGACUGCCAUCACCCGAUAGGUUAACCAAUCUCUUUACAUAUUAAGUCAGAAGCCGAUUCGUAUCGAUAAUCAAGAAGUCCUUUGCCAACGAGCCUACAGCUCAGUUCAGUAGGCGAUCCAACGAAAACAGAACCACUCACAGAAGAUCUAUAGAGAUGGCGAAGGCAGACCAGCGCUUUGGGCAGAGAGAUGGCUCCGACCAGAACUUUGACUACAUGUUCAAGCUCCUCAUUAUUGGAAACAGCAGCGUGGGGAAAACCAGCUUUCUGUUCCGCUACGCAGACGACUCGUUCAGCAACUCUUUCGUCAGCACAGUGGGCAUCGACUUCAAAGUCAAGACUGUCUACAGGAAUGACAAGAGGGUUAAGCUCCAGAUAUGGGAUACAGCAGGGCAGGAGAGGUACAGGACUAUCACCACCGCUUACUACAGAGGAGCUAUGGGCUUCAUCCUCAUGUACGACAUCUGCAAUGAAGAGUCCUUCAACGCUGUGCAGGACUGGGCUACCCAGAUAAAAACCUAUUCGUGGGAUAACGCUCAGGUCAUCAUGGUGGGCAACAAGUGUGAUGUGGGCGAGGAGAGGGUGGUGCCCACAGAGAAGGGGAAGCACUUGGCUGACCAAUUAGGGUUCGAGUACUACGAGGCCAGCGCCAAGGAGAACAUUAAUGUCCGCCAGGUGUUUGAGCGGCUGGUCGACAUCAUCUGCGUCAAGAUGUCCGAGCGAGUGGACGUGGAGCCGCCCAUGGUCCCCGGCGUCAAGACUACCAGACUCACCGACAAGCCCCCCCAGCUACCUCAGAAGUGCACCUGUGCCUGACUCACACUUAUAGGGCUGAGCCAAGCCAUGCCAAGCCAAGCCGUACUUGGCUGGCCUGGUUACGCUUCUACCAUAGUUGCUGGAACCAUGCUGGAAAAGACCAUUUGAAUAGAAACUAUCCGAGCCAGCACCGUGCGGUUGGGGUUGGCCCUAUAGUAUGAGUGAGGUACUACUGAUUUGGCCCCUUAGUUCUCCACUACUAUACUUGCCAUUCCACUACUGUUCUUUCCCAACUUCCUGUAAAGCUAUUAUAAGUUCCACAAACCUCUUUCCAAAAGGUAGCCAACUAUACAAUGUAAUUUAUCAAGCUACCAAUAACCACUACUACUACCACUACCACUACUACCAAAAACUACUACCACCAAUAACUACUACUACUACUACCACUACUACUACUAUUUACAUAUGUUUCCCCCCUGUAGCUUUGACCUCCAGCUGGUUCAGAGGUCAGGGAACACUAAGCAGGGUAUACAGGUAAGCACAGCAUUGCCUCUCCUCCAAAAAGUGGCUUCACCACCGCACAAAGAAACACAAGACCACAUCAGUUCGCGUUACAAGUUUACACGGGUUAGGAGACAAGCCUCGAUAGCUGCAUAAUCUUCAAAUUCAGAAUCAUUUGGUUUAGUGCUCUUGUUGACCGUCCUUUACAAGCACUAAAGCGAAGACAAACUACCCACUGGGUACAGACGUCAGUUCAAUCUAGUUUUGAUUAACAUUUGGUUGAGUUGUCAACUAACGGGAAUUCAGCGUGAAAU
Messenger RNA from Salvelinus sp. IW2-2015, 1750 nucleotides. Its product is annotated as ras-related protein Rab-3B-like. Gene Ontology annotation, biological process: protein secretion; protein localization to plasma membrane; regulation of exocytosis. Gene Ontology annotation, molecular function: myosin V binding; GTP binding; GTPase activity. The record is from RefSeq and is a predicted model, not a curated record. NCBI's taxonomy places the organism in Eukaryota, Metazoa, Chordata, Actinopteri, Salmoniformes, Salmonidae. Gene Ontology annotation, cellular component: endosome; synaptic vesicle; plasma membrane.